This is a messenger RNA of Saccoglossus kowalevskii, 1785 nucleotides long. RefSeq lists its product as uncharacterized. The record is from RefSeq and is a predicted model, not a curated record. Lineage: Eukaryota; Metazoa; Hemichordata; Enteropneusta; Harrimaniidae. Gene Ontology annotation, molecular function: protein binding.
AUGGAUACACUGUCCCUAAGAGUUUGGAAUAAUGUAAUGCGGCUGUCUUUCAACUGGGACUGUAGAGAUUUUGAGGCAGUUGUGAUCAGUGCAAGGACUGUAACAUCAGCUGAAAUCCACCCAGAGAUUCAAACCAAGACAGUAAGUUGGGGAGAUGAUGUAACACUGACAAUGACCAUACAAUCAACAUCAAUAUCAGAAUCACAAUUGAAAUGGAAACAUAAUGGUGUGGAUAAAGAAGCAUGGCAUGGACAAAGUAGUAUUACUAUUACAUCAGCUAAACCAUCAGAUGCUGGAAUUUAUGAAUGUUAUACUACUCAACAACAACGACAAGAUGGAUUAAAUGGUUUUAUGAGACUUAUUGUUAGACGUUGCCAAAAUAGAGGGACAUGGGGACAAAAUUGUGGCAGAGUAUGUACAUCAUAUGAUGAAGACGCCUGUCGAACAAGAAUGUUUUGUGUUUCUGAUCCAUAUGGAUGUUCAUGUCUUGCAUCAUAUACAGGAUUAGAUUGCAAUACAGGAUUAGAUUGCAAUACAGAUUGCCCUGUUGGGAAUUAUGGAGCUGGUUGUACUCAGACAUGUCACUGUACCAAUGGAUGUAGUAAAUCAGAUGCCGAUCUACUUGUAUCUGGAGAAUGUACUAUAAGUGGAGAUACUUGUGAUGAUGGAUGGGGUGGUGAAAACUGUAGAGUUCCCUCCGCAUGUCCUCCUGGUUUCUAUGGUGAAAUAUGUAAUUAUAAUUGUCAUUGUAAAAACAAUGCAGCAUGUGAUAAGAACACUGGUGUUUGUCCCAAUGGAGAUUGUGCACCAGGAUGGAUAAAUCUAGAUACUAUAGAUUCAGAUUGUCAACAAGAUGGUAGUCCUAAAUUGAAGAGCUUCUCCUAUCACAAAGUCAACCCUGGUGAAGAAACAUAUUUCAUCUGUGGAAUCAUUGGGAAUCCUGUUGUAACAAAUGAUGAAAUGAAAUUAUGGAAACUAGGUACAACUGACUUCCUGUCUCCUACUACCUAUAAUGAUGGUGAAAAAUAUACUGCUGUUGGAACUUUUACUGGAGUUGUUGUUCAGAAUGAUCUGCCACGAUUUCAGACUAGUGACAAGCCACAAGUAUCAGAUAGUCAAUCUGACCAGCUUACUGUGACCUGGAACAAAUGGACUACUGAUGAUAUUGGAGAUGGACCUGUUGAAUCUUAUAAAGUAUACUACAGAGAGAGUGUUGAGAGUGACUGGAUAUCAGGUCAAGUUUUAUCAGUCAGUGAUUCAAGUCAGAUGAGUUAUACAUCAACUAUCACAGGAUUACAAUGGUCUACUCAAUAUGAAAUUACAGUGACUGUUAAAAGACCGGGUCCACUUGGUGAAGGAAGUAAAGACACAGCUAUAACAGAAACUACAUUGUGUGCAAUGACUGUUAAAAGACCGGGUCCACUUGGUGAAGGAAGUAAAGACACAACUAUAACAGAAACUACAUUGUGUGCAACCCCACAAAAACCAGCGAUUAAGAAUAUAUUAUCACCCGAGUUGAAACAACUUGAAGUUCAUGUGCAGGUUCCCGAUAGUGGUGAGAUAAAGUGUAAACACAACAAUUUGGAUGGUUACAUUGAUUACAUAAAAGUGCAGUAUAGAAAAGCAGGUACACAAGAUGAAUAUGGGGUAAAAAAUGAAGUUUACCAGAGGAGUGUGACUGGUUCAGAAGUGAUCACUGUUACCGAUGACUCAUACUACCUUACACCGAGUAUGAAGUCGUUGCUUUUACUCAGAAAUGCUGAUGCUUUAAGUCCUCUGAGCUAA